Molecule: messenger RNA, 1522 nt
Organism: Mya arenaria
Lineage: Eukaryota; Metazoa; Mollusca; Bivalvia; Myida; Myidae
Product: peptidase M20 domain-containing protein 2-like
Exons: 7
Coding region: 204-1400 (398 amino acids)
Molecular function (GO): dipeptidase activity
Source: RefSeq, a predicted model, not a curated record
AGUAGCAGUAUACAUAAGUUUGUGUCCGAACCUGGAUUUGUUUUAUUUCCUACUGAUUUAAGGAGCUCAUAUUUAAAAACUUCGUCAAACGGUUAUACACGUGGACUUAUAUAUUAAAACCAUCUAUAAUUAGUUUUAAGUGGACUCAUACAUGAAAAAAUUCAAUAAUAAGCUGGGGUCAUUAAUUGUUGCUAUCAAACGAAAUGAGCGGCGCCGAACGUUUGAAGCAAGUUGCUUGUGCCGCGAUUGACGCGGCGCAGGAACAGCUCGGGGAUGUCAGCAGGGAAAUUUGGUGUAAACCAGAACUCGCCUUUAAGGAAAAGCAUGCGCACAAGAUUCUCACUGACUUCCUAGAUGAACAUGGGUUUCAGACGGAGCGUUCGUACAAGCUGGAGACGGCGUUCAAAGCGACGUACGGCUCACGAGCCGACGGCCCGAACGUGUCCUUUAUCAGCGAGUAUGACGCACUACCGGAAAUAGGACACGCAUGCGGACACAAUUUGAUAGCGGAAGUUGGCGUUGGAGCGGGACUGGGCCUAAUGGCUGCCAUGAAAGUCGCAGGCAAGCCUCUUGGACAGGUGACGGUAUUGGGAACGCCGGCGGAAGAGGGUCCGGGUGGAAAGAUUCAUUUGAUAGAAGCUGGCGCUUUUACAGACGUGGAUGUCGCGAUGAUGGCGCACCCGUUUCCCGAUAACGACUUCCGUCCGGUUGCCUUAGCGAGGCUGAGCUUAGAUGUGGUGUACACGGGUAGGGCGUCUCACGCGGCCGGCUACCCCUGGGAAGGUGUCAACGAUCUGGACGCGGCCGUCACGUGCUAUCAAGGCAUUUCCUGUCUCCGACAACAGUGCAAACCAGACUGGAGAGUACAUUGUAUUAUUCUUGAGGGUGGAGUAAAGGUUAACAUUAUACCAGAGCGCGCGAGACUUCACGUGGGUGUCCGCGCGCCAAGUGACGAGGAAAUGUUUAUGUUGAAAGACAAAGUCAUGAACAUCAUCACGUCAGCGGCUACCAGCACAGGGUGUCAGGUCGAGCACAAACUGAUGAGCAAACCAUAUUCUUCAAUGUUGAGCAACGAAGUCAUGGUUGGGCUCUUUGAAAAAAACGUGUCACGUGUUCAACCGCCGGAAGUACCGACCCGACCCGGAAGUGUAUUCGGAUCCACGGAUAUGGGAAAUGUUGCGCAUGUGGUACCCAGUAUCCACCCAAACUUCCAUAUUGGCGGUAGAGCCGUCAACCACACCCGGGAUUUUACUGGAGAUGCUGGUUCACCCAUGGCACAAGAAUACACGCUACAAAUAAUGAAAGCACUUGCAAUGACAGCGAUAGAUAUUCUCACUGACCAAGAACGUCUACAAGAAAUAAAACAAGCGUUUGCCAAGAGCAUGUCCGUUUUCAACUAGCAGUUUUCAGUUUGUUGUUGCAAAUAUUCAUAAACUGUUCCUCAAAGUUUCUAUCUUCAAAUGCCAUAGGAACUUUGUGAAAUUUCAGUGAAAAUCUUCUAGAAUGUUGUUCUAAUUUAUAA